Gordionus sp. m RMFG-2023 is the source of this 2316-nucleotide messenger RNA. RefSeq names its product ras and EF-hand domain-containing protein homolog. Gene Ontology annotation, biological process: vesicle-mediated transport. Bases 109 to 2274 code for a protein of 721 amino acids. The transcript has 11 exons. Gene Ontology annotation, molecular function: calcium ion binding; GTP binding; GTPase activity. NCBI's taxonomy places the organism in Eukaryota, Metazoa, Nematomorpha, Gordioida, Chordodea, Parachordodidae. The record is from RefSeq and is a predicted model, not a curated record.
CUUCUUAGCUUUAUAACUCAAUCAUUUCUUCAUAAUCGUUAUUAUUGUAACCAAUGAUGGAUUAUGUUAUUUCUCGAAUUUAGACUUAUAUAGGGUUUGAAAAUAGUCAUGAUGUCAAGUGAUACAAAAAAGUGGGAUAAAAUAGUUAAAAUGUUUCAGAAAUGCGACAUAAAUCACAGUGGCUUCAUCGAGAGAGAAGAUUUGAUUCAUAAUUUUCCAGAUCUGAGCAUGCAAGAUAUUAAUGAUAUCUAUGACCAUAUUGAUAAAAAUAAAGAUGGAUUGAUUAGUUUAGCUGAAUUCGCGGUAGCAUAUAAAGAGAGAGAGGAUAUUUUAGGAGUUCAAACUGCGUAUAAAGAGACCGUUGAUCCAAAUGUUGACCAGACAUUAAUUCAUAAUACGAAAACAAAAGUAAAGAAAAACAAUAAAAUAUCUAAUGGUACCGAAUAUAGCAAAAGAUUUUCCAUGGUAAAUCCUGAACAUUAUUCUCCAAAUAUUAAAACAAAAAGCAGUUCCUUAAUUGAUACAUCUAUCUUCCCUUUUAGUGAUCGUUUGGAAGCAUUAAGAAAUAAGACAAAUAGAUUUCGCAUUCCUACAUUAGAUAAAUCUUUGAAAAUAAAUAAUUUGCAUAAUCGAGAUUGUAACGGUGAAUAUUACAACAGCGAAAUUUUGACUACCUCCGAUAAAGACACUUUUAUUACCAAAGAUUCAAAAGAAAGUCCUCGGAGUUUUACUUCAUCUUACAAAAAGUCAAAAUUCAGAAAUAUGAAACCUAAUCGAAUGAAAGCCAACAAAGAUAUUAUUGAAUCAGACAACAUCUCAGAUAAAUUAAAUGUAACCCCCUCAUCCUCUACAGAAGAUACUUCUUUGAUGGAAGAACAAGAAAAAACACAUAAACAGCGAUCGGCUAGAAGACCAUCUUUACAGGCCGGUAAUGAUCCCAAUCAAAUUGAUGAAUUAAGGACAAUCGAAGACCAAAAAAAAUUCUUUAUGGAUACUCUCAGCGAAAUACCAUGCGAGAGUGAAAUUUAUCGAUUAUACGAAAUAGUCUCUAACCCAGAAUUAUUCACAAAUGAUCCCUCUCAGGCAAUUAACUCAGAUACAUCACAUUCGGCAGAUAACUUGCGAUCAAGAUCAAAUUCUAUCUUAUCUCUUCCGUCCAUAAAUUCCGAAGCCAAACACUUAUUUGAAGAAAUCUUUUAUAAUAUAUUAACAGAUUAUAGAAAAAAAAAACAAGAAUUGAAUAAAUUUACGACUUUGUAUAAUGAAAAAAUGAAAGAAUGCGAAAAGUUAAAAGAUAUUAUUGAUGUUAAUUCCAAUCCGAGCCAUGAUAUGAAACAUAAAAAAAAUCCUAGGGCCAGAGAUCAUAAUGAUAAAGAUUGUAAUCUUCAAUUGAUACGAAAUCGAUUUACUAUGUCUGGAUUAGAACCUAAAUGUUCUGAGAUAAUAUCAUAUCUUAGACCCCAACACCUGCUAAUUCAAAAAGAAUUUUAUUCAGAUUCGAAUUUAUAUAAAAAAUUAGAACAUGAAUAUAAAAUAGGGGGGAAAAACCCUGAAAAAUCUGAUACAAAAUCUUAUAUUCGGAAUCACCAAGAAACCCAAACACCAAAUGGAGAAAUCGGUAAUUUAUCUUUAUCGAUGUGUUCUCCAUUAAAUGAAGCCUCAUUGGAUACGGCUUCCGACAGAAUUUUUAACGUUAUAUUGGCUGGAGAUGCAUCGGUAGGCAAAACAUCCAUACUAAUUCAGUUUUGCGAGAAUAGAUAUGAACCUGAUCUUCAGUCCACGCUUGGAAUUGAUUGUAUGACUAAAAGUGUAAUGUUUGAGAAACUUAAAGUUACGUUAAAAAUUUGGGACACCGUUGGACAAGAAAGAUUUCGUAGUCUUACUCAAUCUUAUUUUAGGAGAGCCGAUGGAAUAAUUUUAGUAUAUGAUAGUAGCAAUGAAUCAUCCUUAAUAAACAUACGUUAUUGGUUAACUUCUAUAAAAGAAUCAGCAAAUAAAAAAGAUGUAUCUAUCGUCAUAUGUUCAAACAAAUGUGAUAUAUCGCCGUCCAAUCAAUCAAUUUACACUUUGAAUUCGUUAGCAGUGGAUAUUGCAAAUGAAAACGAUGCAACAUUUUGGAGAACUAGUGCAAAAUCCGGGAAAAAUGUUGAAAAUGUUUUUAAAUCCCUAAUCAAGAUGAUGAUUGAACGAGAAGACAAUGAACUAUUCAAAUCUGCCACCUAUAAUUUAAAACGAAACAAUAAAGAUAUGCAUGUGAAAAAAUGUUGUGAAUAAAAUAUAUUAUUUUAAUCAUUUUGAGACAUGUCAGCAACAGAA